AGUAAUAAACACAAACGUACAAUCCGGUUUAUUCUUUCUCAGCCCCUUUCUUCACUUUCUUUCUCUCGCUUCUUGCAAGCCAUAAUUCUUUUAUACCCUUCUUUCUUUCGUGUCCUCUUCGAGUGAUAUUCUUUGGCAAUAUAAGAAAUUUCCUGGGAGGCGUUUGCAGCUUGUACUCACCGACUGUAUUCCAAGGAAGAACGCGGUUUGGUUUCUCUGUGGGGUCCUUUUUCUCAGAAACAAAUUACAUGAUACUGCAAAAUAUCUAAUGGAAGAAAAGCAGUUAGAUUUUAAUCAGCCACUUUUAUCUGUGAGGCGAUUCUCGUCUACAGUUGCCUCUGAAAAGGACAAUAAAAGGAAAACUGAAAAUUCAUCAGCCAGACUACCUCCUCUUCCUACUUACAGGUCAGAGUUGAAAUCAGGUCCGAUUAGGAAUCCUGGAACAGUUCCUUUUGUAUGGGAGCAAACUCCUGGAAGACCCAAGGAUGAAAAAAAAUUACAGACACAGGUUGGUGGACCAUCUUCUAUUCCUAUCACUCCCAAUCUUCCACCUGGGAGGGUUUUGAAAGUCAAACAGAAAGAUUCUGAUAAAGCUUCAAGACGCACAUCAGUAACUCAACCUAGAAAAGGAAGCUCCGUGUCCAAUUCUUCAAGUGUUAAUUCUAUUAACAAGGACGUAUCCACUUCUCAAAGUGUUACAUCUGAUGUGAAAAAAUGUGAGAGCCCCAAAAAGCCAAUCCAAGAAAAGGCUGAUUCUGUUUCCGAUGAUGGAGAUGAGGCCUAUCAAGACGCACUUGAUACGCUGUCUAGAACUGAAUCAUUCUUCAUGAAUUGUAGUAUUAGUGGCUUGAGUGGAUUGGACGAGCAAGAGGCUCAUCUAUCUCGGAGUAUCUCACAGGAUCAAUUUGCCCGUGCCUUCAUGAUUGAUCGGUUCUUACCUGCAGCACAGGCAGUGGCUUCUGAAACUCCUCAGUACGCCUCCAAGAAGCUACCUGUUGCACGAGAACAACCAAGACAGGUAAGGAAGGUAAUGGCCAGAGAAAGACGCCAUCCAGUGAGUCAGCAGAGGCCAAAUAAUUUGCCACCUUAUGCCCAAGAAUUAUGUAGGGAAGAAAGCGAAGAUGAAGAUGACCUUUACAGUGAAUUUGGGGACAACACAGGCAAAAUUUGUGGCCUAUUUCCUCGGUUCUGCCUGUUGAAUCCAAUACCUGGUUUGAGAAUGCAGGAUAGGAUGCUAAAUUCACCAGUUCCAGGGAUGCAUGCUAGAUUAAGCGCUCCUUAUAGUGAAACUGGAAAAAUGCAGAAUGCAAGAACUGCUUACUGUGAGAAAAAGUCAUCAGAUUCCAAGAUUGGCUUUACAGAAGAGAAAUAUUCAACAGGCAUUCCUCGGAAAUCUAAAUAUGGCAUUGAUCAACAUCGAAGGGGCUGCAGCGCAUUACCACUCUCUGAGGGCACCCAAUGUGAUACUGGCUGCACAAGCCCAGUUGUUGAGAAAACCCUGUAUGUGGACUCUGUACAAAAGGUCAAACCUUAUUCAGGUUUAAAUGCUUCUGAAAUGAAGGUUCAGACCAAUCACCAAAGGGACGAUUUUGAGAUUUCCAGAAAAGAUAGUAAGCUAUUGACUGUUGCGGAUGAGAAGGCUACAUCACCAGCUAAAGGUUUAGAGUCUCUUGAUUCAUUUCUCCUCCCAUGUUCUGAUAAAUCUAUUAAUGAGAUGCACGUGGAAAAGACAAAACUUUCCAAUAAGUUAGGCAACCAAGGAAGAGACUUAUCUCAGAAUUCAAGUCCAAAGGUGGGGGAAUGUGAGAAGAUAGACUCGGCAAGAGAUCAAGAAAGUUUCCAUGGCCGAAUUCAGACUUCCUUUAUAUCAAGUAGAAAAUAUAAAUUGGCUGGUGAUGUGGAAGCAGAGUCAGAGAGACGAGAAGCUACCAAACCUGUUGACCAAGGUCUGAGUCAAGAUUUUCGUACAUUGGCUAGCCCAAAAGUGGUUGGCGAUUGUGAGACUGACUUAAAAAGCCAAAGACUGAUGAAACUAAGCAAUCAAAGAAACUCAGAUAUACAGAAUUCUCAGCUUCCUCUUGCCCUUCCCUUACCCAAAGCUCCUUCCGAGUCUUGGCUUAACCGUACCUUACCUAUCAUUUCCUCGAGGAACAUAUCAUUGCGGUCUUCUCCUGUUGCUCACAUUCAUGGACGAGGACAAAGUCCCAAGUGGGAAACAAUUGUGAAAUCAUCUGAUCUACAUCAUGAUGGGCACUUGCGAUUUUCUGAGGAAUUGCUGGCUCCCGUUCCUGAAGCUUGAGCUUGUAUGAAGAGAAGGCCGCAGAUUAUUUUAUUUGCUUGCUGAAAUGGGCAAUUUCUUUGACUGUUUAAAGGUUUUUAUGUAAUUCUUUUGAUCUUUUUGUUCUACACCACGGGUCUUCCUUUUGCUGCUACAUAGUAUACAGAGGUGAUGUAUAUAAGUGAAACUGUAAAUCACAACCUUAUUUCAUACUGUUAAUGUAAUAAGAUGUUUCAAGUAAUAUUUUCUUUCUAAUUUAUCAA
This is a messenger RNA of Neltuma alba, 2541 nucleotides long. RefSeq lists its product as uncharacterized. The record is from RefSeq and is a predicted model, not a curated record. The transcript has 4 exons. Lineage: Eukaryota; Viridiplantae; Streptophyta; Magnoliopsida; Fabales; Fabaceae. The coding region runs from base 269 to 2299 and encodes 676 amino acids.